AGACAUAUUUCUUAAAGAAGUUGUCAAAUCACUCUCAGAUAUGAUUUUUCGACAUUACUUUAUCUUUCCUGUUCUAACCGGAAUCCACGCAAGCAGUCUAUUUAGUACUGUUAAAUCAACAAAUGCCAAAUUUGAAGAAAUUUAUUUACCUUUACUAAAGUCUAAUCAUGCCAAGGAAGUUAUUCUUGAAUUAGCAAAUCGUAAACAGAACAAUCCAAAAUUCUGUGAAAUUCUUAUCAAAAGAACAAAGGAAAUCAUUAAUUCAAAAUAUAAUCAUUACUUUGAUCACUUUAAAAAAGAAGAAAAUACCGAGAUUAUUCCAUUAUUAGUAGCAUAUAGUUUGUUUGAUAUUGGUAUCAGUCGAGUAGAAUCAAUUGGAACAAAAAGGAAGCGUAAAUUUGAGGAGCUUGAACAAGAAGACAUUAUUUUUAUUGAUAAGAAUUUGGAUGGGAAACAUUCAAUUAAGCUUCCUUUCUUGAUUCUGCAUGAAUUAUAUUCACAACAUCAAAAUCCAAGUAUAACCCUAGAUAUUAAACUUCUCAAGUCCUUGGAUAUUGCACUUUCACCAGAUGAAAAUAAACGUGUUACAUUAUCGGUAUUUGUGUUUCGAUUAUGGACCAUUUAUCAUACAAUUAAAAAUGAAAGAAAUGAUGGACUUUUUCAAUGCAAACUUUCAAGACUUGUACCUUUGCGAAAUGGUCAAAAAGAUAGAGUUUUAAAAUUUCAUCCUUGGUUUUCUAAAUCUUUUGUUAAUCAAGUUCAAAAUCAGCAACAACAACGUUAUAAAGAAUGUAUUGCAUAUCAAAACAAAGGAAAAGUUCCAUUUGCAGACUCAUUUAUACUUACUGAACCUCCUAUUCUUAUUCAAGAUAAACAAUCUAUCACUAGUCAAAAAAAGCAGAUUAUUGUAACUGAUGAAAUACAAAGAGAUAAUUCUGAUGAAAAAUUAAAGAAUAAUGAGAUUUUGAUUUCAUUUAAUAAUAUAAAAGCAGUAUUCAGAGAAAUUUUAGCAUUUAGAAAAUUAUACUGUAUUGAAAGAGCAUAA
Molecule: messenger RNA, 1045 nt
Organism: Funneliformis caledonium
Lineage: Eukaryota; Fungi; Glomeromycota; Glomeromycetes; Glomerales; Glomeraceae
Source: the annotation of a GenBank genome assembly